CUGGUAUUUGGACUCAGAGAGCGGAAGUAGGUCUGUUUCCGUUAGUUAGUGAUCGGAGAAGGUGGUUCGUCGUCAAGAAGCCGGUAGUAGUAAUAGCCGAGGUGCGCGUGUCGGUUUCAGCGCUGGAGGAAAGUUUAGCUUUUGUCGUCUUCUAGGACCAUUUGGAUGAAGUCAUGACAAGAUGGGCUCGAUCUAACGUCACACACAACAAAAAGGCUCUAGAUGCAACACCAUGGGAAAAUAUGAAAAAAGAGGCUAGUGGAAGCAAUGCAAACCAGAGUUCUUCAAAUCGGCUUUCUUUAAAAGUCACCCAAGGGAAGAAAAAAAAUAAGAAGAAAAAAGACUAUUUGAAUGAAGAUGUUAAUGGUUUUAUGGAAUAUUUGAAACAGAACUCCCAAGUGUUGCAUAAUGGGCAGGUGACCAACAGCUAUGAAGUAAAGGAAGAAAUAGCAACGGCCUUGAAAAAAGACAAGCGGCGAGAGGGAAGAAGAUUGAAAAGACAGGAAAGAAAGAAGAACAUCAUGGUAUGCUUCCACUGCAGAAGGCCAGGACAUGGGGUUGCAGACUGUCCAGCUGUACUUAAAAGCCAGGAUAUGGGAACUGGAAUUUGUUACCGUUGUGGCUCUACAGAACAUGACAUCAGCAAAUGCAAAGCAAAAAUAGACCCAGCUGUUGGAGAAUUUCCAUAUGCAAAAUGCUUUAUUUGUGGUGAGAUGGGACAUCUCUCAAGGUCAUGUCCAGAUAACCCUAAAGGACUCUAUGCUGAUGGAGGUUCUUGUAGGAUUUGUGGUUCUGUGGAGCACUUUAAAAAAGAUUGUCCUGAAAAUCAAAAUUCAGAUCGAGUAGUAACUGUUGGCCGAUGGUUCAAAGGAAUGAGUGCAGAUUAUCAAGAAAUUCCAGUGAGCUCUGAACAAAAAAAAUCAAAACCAAAAACACUUAAGGUUGUUAACUUUUGAUAAUACCUUUCUGGUGUCCUUUAUAACAAUAAUUUUCAACAUUUGGUGGAAAAAAUAUAGUACUAACCUGCAGUACCAAAAAUGCCAUAGCUUACCUUUUAUCUCUUCACCUAGGUGAUGAUCAGGUAAUCAUACUCUAACCUUAAUGGAAAAUGAAUUGCAGGAAGACACGUAGCAAUAAGUGGCUGUUUGGCAGGAUCUCACUAGAAAGCUUUUCUAUACAAUUACUGGCUUACCAAAAAGCCUGUCUCAGCAACAUGUUCUAAUGUUGCAUGAUGAUGUACACAUAUAUAAAAUGGUGUUACUUACUAAAUCAGCUCUUUUUAAAAUAAAUAAAUGCAAUGUGUUAACAAGUGAAA
Molecule: messenger RNA, 1315 nt
Organism: Pogona vitticeps (central bearded dragon)
Lineage: Eukaryota; Metazoa; Chordata; Lepidosauria; Squamata; Agamidae
Source: RefSeq, a predicted model, not a curated record